Molecule: messenger RNA, 1359 nt
Organism: Ailuropoda melanoleuca (giant panda)
Lineage: Eukaryota; Metazoa; Chordata; Mammalia; Carnivora; Ursidae
Gene: SURF2
Product: surfeit 2
Exons: 6
Coding region: 84-857 (257 amino acids)
Source: RefSeq, a predicted model, not a curated record
UCUGUUUCCGGGGCGCCGCCGAGCCCCGCCCCGGUCCACGCGGUGCGAGCGGCGCCGCCUUCCAGCUCCGCGGGCGGCGGACAAUGGACGAGCUGCCGGCCGACGUGUGCGCUUUUCUGCGCGAACAUCCGAGUCUGCGGCUGGAGCCCGGCGCCCACAAGGUGAAAUGCGUCCUCACCGGCCACGAGCUGCCCUGCCGUCUGCCCGAACUCCAGCUCUACACCCGUGGCAAGAAGUACCGGCGGCUGGUCCGCGCCUCCCCGGCCUUCGACUACGCGGAGUUCGAGCCGCACAUCGUGCCCAGCACCAAGAACCCGCACCAGCUGUUCUGCAGACUCACCCUGCGGCACAUCAACAAGUCCCCAGAGCACGUGCUGAGGCACACGCAGGGCCGGCGGUACCAGAGAGCUCUGCGUGAAUAUGAAAAGUGUCAGAAGCAGGGUGUGGAGUACGUGCCUGCCUGCCUCCUGCACAAGAGGAGAAGGAGAGAAGUCCAGAUGGACGGCGCCGGGCCGCCUCGCCCGAGAGAGGCCUUCUGGGAACCUGCGUCUAGUGACGACAGCGCAACUGCGAGUGACAGUGACGACAGCAUGACAGACCUGUACCCACCCGCGUUGUUCUCCAGGAAGGGCCUGGGCGGAACCGAGCCUGGGGACAGCACCAAUGACUUUCUGACAGAAGAGGAGGUCGAGAAGCCAGGGCGCACGGCAGAGAAGGGCCCCGGGGACGGAGAAGAGCUGGAAGCGGCCCGGGCGCCGGUGCGCAAGCGUGGGAAGAAGCAGUUGAACUCAUCGAAGAAGUUCAAAAGCCAUCAUCGUAAAGCUAAGAGCUUCAGCUCUUUUAAACAGUCCGGUUAAUAAACGGCUUCGAGGAGAGCACCUGUUGAAAGCCUUUCGAGAAUCCUUCCGACACUUGACCCUGUGCUCCUCGUCAAGCCACCUGCGGUGUGUCCUCCCAGCUGCUGGGCUGUCCCAGGGCCUGCUCUCUCCACCCGCGUUUGCUGCCUCCGAAGGUGGGGUUCGGUCCCACAGGCGUUAGGGGCACGCUCCCCAUCCCCAAGAAGCAGCAGGGACCCCAAGGGAAGCGUUCUGUCUGGACGUGGCUUCUCAGUGCUCCCCAGCGAAGCCUAGAGUCCGUCGGGCUCACUUGGCAUCCAGGGAGAGGCCUGGCCAGGCCCCACCCCGGCUGGACAGCACCAGAGGACCACACUGCAUACAACAAAUGCCAUUGUUUAUUUUGAUGUUUCCAAAAAUCAAAACGUUUUCAAACACAACUAAGAUAUAAAAUACAGCAUAAAAUGAGAUUUAUACCUAUUUUCCACAUAAAGCAAAAAAAAUUUUCAGAAAUUGUUUUGCCAAA